Messenger RNA from Encephalitozoon intestinalis ATCC 50506, 483 nucleotides. RefSeq names its product 60S ribosomal protein L21. Gene Ontology annotation, biological process: translation. Gene Ontology annotation, molecular function: structural constituent of ribosome. Gene Ontology annotation, cellular component: cytosolic large ribosomal subunit; ribosome. Lineage: Eukaryota; Fungi; Microsporidia; Unikaryonidae. The record is from RefSeq and is a predicted model, not a curated record. The coding region runs from base 1 to 483 and encodes 160 amino acids. The transcript has a single exon.
AUGAGGAGCAAGGGAUACAGAAGAGGAACCAGGUCGCUGUUUUCUCAAGACCACAGGAAACAUGGGGUUGCACAUGUAUCAAGGUAUCUUGAGAAGUAUGAGAUAGGAGACAUGGUGGAUAUUUUGGUGAAUCCAUCCAUGAUGAAAGGAAUGCCUCACAAGUACUACCACGGGCGAACAGGGCGUGUCUAUGACGUAAAGCCCAGAUCUGUUGGUAUUGCCCUUUACAAGAGAGUUCGAGGGAAGUAUGUGAUCAAGAAGGUGAUUGCACGUGUUGAGCAUGUGAGAAAGAGCAGAUGCUGCGAGGAGAGCCAGAAGAGGAUCCGUGAGAUAUCCGAGAUGACCAAGGAGGCCGAAUCCAAGGGAAUGGUGCUUCCACCAAUCAAAAGGAAGAUCGAGGGCCCAAGAAAGGAAAUGGUGAUAUCUCUUGAAAACAAUCAGCCUAUUGAGGUUGGCUACGAACCUCAUAUAGUGAUCUUCUAA